Dacryopinax primogenitus is the source of this 524-nucleotide messenger RNA. RefSeq lists its product as uncharacterized. NCBI's taxonomy places the organism in Eukaryota, Fungi, Basidiomycota, Dacrymycetes, Dacrymycetales, Dacrymycetaceae. The record is from RefSeq and is a predicted model, not a curated record. The transcript has a single exon. Bases 55 to 255 code for a protein of 66 amino acids.
AAUCAGCACUGAUCUCGGGCUUCAUACCUCGGUGGAGCUGAAGGAGAUUCCAACAUGGCCAAAGCCAGAGUGGCUCACUCGACAUGGAUUCAACUUGGACCUUCAGAAGCCAUUUCAGCAGAAACAAUAAUGACGUUUGCUUCAGGCGAAGGUCGUCUGCCUGCUUCUUCCAGUGCUCUUCCUCCUUUCCAUCCUUCAACGGAAACGCAUCCCGCAAUUGCUUGGCCGCUUCUGUUGAUAUUCCAAUAUAUGUAAAGCAUCACGGACCAAGGAAAGGCGCAUACGCGUACCUUGCGCGGUGCGCACGUCUGGGGGCCAUGGGAGAAGUGCCUACCGAACACGCGUCAUUCUUACUCUCAGGUAAUGUUAGCAGCCUACUAUAGCAAUUCUAAGUCGGUCGAGUUGAUCUGGUGAAAAUUGCAUUUUGAAGCUCUAUGUAUAGUUCGGGAAAUGUGCAAUCAGUUCCGGACAGAUCGAUGUUGGGCGGUAGGGAAAUUGCAGGGACGCGUGUCGGUGAUAAGGCG